AUGUCGAACGGCAAUCGUGGACCAGGUCCCAUACCCAAUCGUUGGCUGUAUUGUCCGCGUAAGAGCGAAGGUAUUAUAGCGGAGAAAUUUAUUGCCUUUAAGACCCCGUUGAGUGCAGCAUUCGAUGACCAAAUGCCGAUGGAAUGUAUGUUCCAUCCGGAAAUGAUAUUCGGCUACUGCAAGACCUUAAAACUUAAUCUAGGUCUAUGGAUUGAUUUGACAAAUACCAAGAGAUUUUAUGAUCGUGCUAUUGUCGAGGCCAAGGGCACACAAUAUGUUAAACUGCAAUGUCGUGGUCAUGGUGAGACACCAUCACCCGAACAGACACAAUCCUUCAUUGAGAUUGUCGACAAUUUUAUCAAUGAUCGUCCAUUCGAUUUAAUUGGUGUACACUGUACUCACGGUUUCAAUAGAACGGGGUUCCUAAUUGCCUCAUAUUUGGUGGAACGAUUGGAUUUCUCGGUGGAGGCGGCAUUGGCAAUGUUUAGUAAAAUACGACCACCGGGUAUCUAUAAACAGGACUAUAUCAAUGAAUUGUACAGGCGUUAUGAUGACGAAGAGGAUGCUCCAACAGCACCCGAACUACCCGGUUGGUGUUUGGAAUAUGAUGAUUCGGAUCGUGGGAAAAAACGUAGUUACGAUGAAAUGGCUCGGGAAGCGGAUGGUGACGAUUUGGCAGAUGCUGAUGAUGGCAACGAGGCUGAUGGUAAUGGUGGUGAUGAAGGCAGCUCCUCAUCGAAUGGUGGUAAAACACGAAAGAAACGACGUCGAGAAUUGGUCAUAAAAAAUGCCAAAUUUAUGGAUGGUGUACCAGGUGUGACAUGGGUCAGUGAUCAACCACGUUUGGGUGAUUUACAACAAAUGGUACAAGAUAUGUGUGGUUGGAAGAAAAGCGGAUUUCCUGGUUGUCAACCUGUGUCAAUGGAUCGUCAAAAUAUGAAGAGAUUACAAGAGAUUCCAUAUCGUGUUUCGUGGAAGGCCGACGGUACAAGAUAUAUGAUGUUAGUCAAAGGACGUGAUGAAAUCUAUUUCAUUGAUCGCAACAAUUCGGUAUUUCAAGUAGAAAAUUUAACAUUUGUAAAAUACAACAACCUGCAUGAACAUCUCGAAAAUACUCUUUUGGAUGGGGAAAUGGUAUUGGAUAAAUACAAUGGCCAAAUUACACCGCGUUAUCUCAUCUAUGAUAUUAUCAAAAUUGGCAGCCGUGACAUUGGCAAAGAAAAUUUCUAUCCAAAUCGUUUGCAAUGCAUCGAUAUGGAGGUGAUUAUGCCACGACAUAAAGCCAUUGAAAAGGGUAUCAUUAAUCGUCCCUCCGAACCGUUUAGUCUGCGUAAAAAAGAUUUUUGGGACAUAAGACAAUCGGCAUCGUUGUUGGGUGAGAAAUUUGCCAAAAGUUUAUGCCAUGAACCGGAUGGUUUGAUAUUUCAACCAUCGGAACAGCCCUAUACGGCUGGUGUUUGCCCGGAUGUCUUCAAAUGGAAACCAUUGGAUAUGAAUUCGGUAGAUUUUCGUUUAAAAGUGCAUACCGAAUCUGGAGCAGGCAUUCUUACCCGCAAGGUGUGUUACCUUUAUGUGGGUGGCCAUGAUCCACCCUUUGCCCAAAUGCCAUUCACAAAAACCAUAAAGGCAAUGAAUUUGGAUAACAAAAUUGUAGAGUGUACCAUAAAUGGCCAGGGCCAGUGGGAGUUGAUGCGUGAACGUACCGAUAAAACAAUGCCCAAUAGUUAUAAUACUGCCAUGUCUGUCAUCGAGAGUAUACGUAAUCCCGUUACAAAAGACAUACUUCUACAUUUUAUCCAUCACAAUGGCUUUAGGAAUGAUAAUGAUAUGAUGCCACCGCCACGCAGCAAUAAUCAACAUCAUCAUCACAACAAUCAACAGCAUCAUCAUCAGAGGCAACAUCAACAACAACAGCAGCAGAAACGCGAACAUUAUCAUCAACAACAACAGCAGCAGCAGCAGCCGCAGAGGUGGCCGAACUUGCCACCUCCUAAUUAA
This is a messenger RNA of Musca vetustissima, 1998 nucleotides long. RefSeq names its product mRNA-capping enzyme (gene mRNA-cap). Bases 1 to 1998 code for a protein of 665 amino acids. The record is from RefSeq and is a predicted model, not a curated record. Lineage: Eukaryota; Metazoa; Arthropoda; Insecta; Diptera; Muscidae. The transcript is spliced from 6 exons. Gene Ontology annotation, biological process: 7-methylguanosine mRNA capping; protein dephosphorylation. Gene Ontology annotation, molecular function: ATP binding; mRNA guanylyltransferase activity; protein tyrosine/serine/threonine phosphatase activity.